GCAAGAGAAAUUAGAAAAGGACUCAUGUCCCUGUGUUUAAAAAUGGGUUGUUCACCUGUUCUAGAUUCUAAUUUGGAUCGAAAUGUCACAAUAAAAAUUUGUUUUUUCUUAUCUUUCGUGGUGUGUUUGUUCAAACGACGCCGUUAGAAGCUGGUGCGACACAGACCUCUCGUUUCGUCAAAACAGACAAUGGAAGAGUUUCUUCUGCCUUCUUCCCCGUGAAAACUCUUCCUUUGUGUGUUUUGGAAACAGAGUCUCUAUGAAUAAAUCGAAGCAAUAUACAACUUGAGAAGACAUAAGAAAAAUUCUAAUGGGUUUCAUCGCUCUGCAAUCUUGGAGCAGAGGAGCUUCAACUUCUCUUCAUCUCCUUCGCCCUCGUCCAGUUGUCUCCAACCCUAAGCUAUAUGAUGCUCCAGCAGUACAGUUUAAGUUUGAUGUAAGAGCCUCUUCGAGUCGUAAAUCACCUAAGAAACUCAGAAGAGAGUCUCAGCAAGGUAAAGACAUAACCACAAGAACUGUCACCGAGAAAGAAGAAGUAGUUUCUUCUCCAAAAUUUGAGGAAGCUCAAGUUGAUACUCCAACUUCAAAGGAUUCUACUGUUGAUGUUGUUGUUGCUCCACGAGACAAAGUGCUUCAGGCGUGCACUGUAACUUCUGGUUUAAUGUCUGCACUUGGUCUAAUCAUUAGGAAGGCGUCUCAUGUUGCUUCGGCUGAAGGAUUACCGGUCCACGACUGCUCUAGUGACAUACCAUUUGGGUUUGAAACUUGGCAUCUCGGGUUAGUUGCUGGAAUUGUUGUGUUUCUAUCAUCAAGUAGGUUCCUGCUACUUAAAUCUUGGCCAGAUUUUGCUGAUUCUAGUGAAGCAGCGAACCGACAGAUUCUUACUUCACUUGAGCCUCUAGAUUACCUUGUUGUUGCAAUGUUGCCUGGAAUUAGUGAGGAGAUGCUCUUUAGAGGUGCAUUGAUGCCUUUGAUCGGAACCAAUUGGAACGGUAUUGUAGCGGUUGGACUCAUCUUCGGCUUACUUCAUCUCGGAAGCGGAAGAAAGUAUUCUUUUGCAAUUUGGGCGUCGAUUGUUGGUAUAGUCUAUGGUUACGCAGCGGUUUUGUCGUCGAGUCUUAUUGUUCCAAUGGCAUCUCACGCUCUCAACAAUUUGGUCGGAGGUUUGUUGUGGCGACAUAGUUCCAAGAUCAAGUCACUGGAGUGAAAUAUACAAAAAUUUACACAGAGGGGCUAAAUUGAAAAGCUUACAAUUUUAGUGGGUGUUUAUGACAAAAUUACUGUACCAACAACGGCUGCCACAAAGGACAAAGUGAAAUUGGAUCUUUCUACGUUAAUGAAGUGAAAAGUGAAUAACCAAUCAUCAAAUCUCUUGCUUUUUUUAAGUGUAUAAGUACUAUUCCAUGAAAUUUAUAUAUUAAAAUUAUAGAAAUUGUAUUUUUAAAA
Messenger RNA from Capsella rubella, 1446 nucleotides. RefSeq lists its product as uncharacterized. Gene Ontology annotation, cellular component: membrane. NCBI's taxonomy places the organism in Eukaryota, Viridiplantae, Streptophyta, Magnoliopsida, Brassicales, Brassicaceae. The coding region runs from base 311 to 1207 and encodes 298 amino acids. Gene Ontology annotation, molecular function: metalloendopeptidase activity. Gene Ontology annotation, biological process: CAAX-box protein processing. The record is from RefSeq and is a predicted model, not a curated record. The transcript is spliced from 8 exons.